Messenger RNA from Glarea lozoyensis ATCC 20868, 1356 nucleotides. RefSeq lists its product as uncharacterized. The record is from RefSeq and is a predicted model, not a curated record. NCBI's taxonomy places the organism in Eukaryota, Fungi, Ascomycota, Leotiomycetes, Helotiales, Helotiaceae. Bases 1 to 1356 code for a protein of 451 amino acids. The transcript has a single exon.
AUGCCUCCCAUUUCGAAAGAUCAUAUUUCGUAUCCGCUGGAAGCUGGGUCUUCGUUGUUGGAUGUUAAGAGGUUGCCGAUGGAGGUCACGACGGCGUUGGAGUAUGUGUCGUCGAAGCUGGCGAGGAAGAAUAUGCAUUUCGCUUUUAUCGUUAUAAGAAAAGAAGUCCAGGUCCCGUCAACGGGAAUGACACCGGAUUCAGCGACAUUUCCAUCACCUACCGAUUCUAUCUUCUCGAAGGUUUCCUCGUCUUCAUCUGUUUUCUCUCGAGCUCUUAGCAAGUCGUCGUCGAGAUCUUCAUUACGAUCUGCUUUCUCCUCGGGUUCGUCGACUUGUUCGUCUGUCGCUUCAUCGGCUAGUCUGUCGAGGACUCAAUACCCUUCUCUUCCUACCUCACCAAGAGACUUCUCUGCUGCACCAAGACUAAACGUCCUCACCGCCACAACAUCACCAGCUCUUCCAUGUAUGUCACCAAGCACACCCAACCCAUUCGGCAUCACCCUCCUUCAAACAGCACCAAUCAGUCCUCGCUCCUCAAAAUUCCUAAACUCCACCAUAGAACGCGCCGAAAAGCGCUACCCAUCCAUAGGCACAGGCUGGCUCGUCCCAAAACCCUACACCACCACCUCGGCCCCUACUGACCUAAUCGCCCGCUCCCUCUCCCAAAAUGAAAUCAUCUUCGCCUCCGGCGGCCUAACAUUGCUCUCACUCGACCACGUCUACACCUUCAAAACCCACCUGCAACUCUACUCCCGCACCCUGACGCCCCCCUCCCUAACCCUCGCAGUCGACGAGCUCCGCCGUUUAAUCCUCGCCCAGGGCCCAGGGACUACCAUAACGAAAUCCCAUCUCACCCGUUCAUACCCAUGGCUCGGCAUAUCCUUCCCCGCCCUCGUAGACAUAAACCAAGCCUACAAAACCGCCUACGGCGGCUCCUCCCGUUCAGGCGCCAUCGACGUCGCAGAAACACCCGUCCGCACCGCCGCCAUCCCCACGUUGAGCCUAACCACCUCGUUCACCCGACCAACACCAACCUUCAACGUGCGCUUCUCAACCGCAAGCACCUCCUCUCUCUGCUCAGAGACAUCCUACUUCUCCCCCGUAUCUCCCUAUUCGUCCUCCGACCCGGGCACCGCCGUGCCGCUGACCGCCAUUUCCAUGGGUGAGAGCGCGAGGGGUGUGGAGCUGGAUACGGCGAUUAGUUAUCAGUUUGAUCUUGAGAGCGCGUUUCCGGGGCGGGGACCGGGACCAUUGACGCCGAAUCGUGGGGAUGAUAUUACGCCGGUUACGAAGGGGGAGUGGACGUUUUUGAGGGUGGAUGCUAGUGCGAGGAGGGGUGCGGUGGAGACUUGUUAG